UGAGCCCAAUUUAAUAAUAGAAAUAAGUUUUGAAGUAAAAUGGAUAGAACAAGAGAGGAAGAUCCCCAACAAGAUGUUGUCAAUUUUCAGAUUGAAUAUCUGACGCAAUUUGGACAAAGUGUGAUGAUCAUGGGGGAUAUUGGGGAGCUAGGCCACUGGAAACACCUUCUUUGAGAGAUGGAAUGGCAUGAAGGCAAUAUUUGGAAGGCUACAGUGGACGUCUCUUCAAGAGUUUUCUGUUAUAAAUAUGUUGUCGUUGACCAAUCCGAUACUAUAAUCAGGUGGGAAGAAGGAUAUAAUAGGAUCUGUGAUUUGGAUAUUGCUGACAAACAAGGAUUAUGUCAAGAUGGGGAAUAUCAAUUCGAAGAUAAAUGGGGAAGAUUUGAGAUGGUUUUCAAGCUCAUUCAUCCUUUGAGUGAUGAUAUGAACAGAAUCUUAAGAGUUUCAGAGCCUAAUGCCACUUCUUAUCAGUGGAAUGAAAUGAAAAAGCCAGUCGAGAUGCAUUGUACAGGAAAGGAAAGGCUUUUUGCUGGCUCUGAUAAGAUAAAGGCUUAUCAAGGAUAUUCCCUGAUCAAACAAAAGAGAAUCUACUGACAGCCAAUAAAUUACAUGUACUCUCUGCACUAUUUGAAGGAGAACAUUACUGUGUUUGAAAGAGACCCAAAUAGAGUGAUGAUUAUCCAAAACCCAGACGAAUACUCUGCUAAGGCCAUCAGAGGGCUAUUAAAAACUCCUAAAAAUUUGUGGCAAACCAGCGAGCAGGUCUUCAUUAUUAACGGAUAUCUCUUCAAGAAGGAUCACAACUUUGUCGACGAGUUUAAGAUCGAUGAAAUCGAGGGAUAUAAUAUUUUUGUUGGCCCACACCCUCAGCAGAAGCAUGACAUCAAAGUUUUGGCUAAACAUGGAAUCACAGAUGUCCUUUGCCUCCAGACUAAGGAUGACUUCAUUUGGAAAGAAGUCAACUUUUAUAAGCUAAAUGAGUACUAUCAGGAAAACGAGAUCAGGUUGACUCAUAAUCCCAUUACUGAUUUUGAUGAGGAAGAUUUGAAGGUGAAGUUGAGAGCAGCUUCUGGAAUUGUGAGCAACAUUUUGGAGAAAGGAAAUUCAAAGAUAUACGUCCAUUGUACGGCAGGAAUGACUAGAUCUACCUCAACUAUUAUUACAUAUCUUUGUUUAUACCAUGGUUUCUCAAUCGGAAGUGCUUGAGAAUUGGUGAAGUAUCAUCAUCCAAUUUCCUCUCCAAGUAAGGCUGCUAUAAGUGCAGCUGUGAAACAAGAUUAAUGGUUUCAAUAUUGAAACAUA
Moneuplotes crassus is the source of this 1302-nucleotide messenger RNA. The record is from the annotation of a GenBank genome assembly. Lineage: Eukaryota; Ciliophora; Spirotrichea; Euplotida; Euplotidae.